AUGAAAACAACUCCAAGUAUGUCAAUUGGUGCUACUCCUAUUCUCCUUAUACUUGAAGCAAUCAAACACCAAUGCAAUUGUAGUGCCAUCAAUCGUAGUAGAAGGCACCUGAGAAUGGUUGGAAACCAUUUUAUUUCUCGCCAUCUAUAUGCUGAUUAUCUGGUAAAUAAUCGCCACCAACAUCUUUUUCUUCUUCGGAAAGUUACCCCAAAAAGCAACAUAAGCCAUCAUUUCACGGACCGAGAAGAAGGAUCUUUGAGGUUAAUCAAUAAAGUUGUGGUGGUAACUGGUGGAGCGAGAGGAAUCGGAGGUGCCACGGCCAAGUUAAUGGCGGAGAACGGUGCACAUGUAGUUAUUGCAGAUAUUUUGGAUGAAUUAGGAAUAAAUCUUGCUAAUUCAAUCAAUGGUCGUUAUGUUCAUUGUGACGUCUCAGUCGAAUCUGAUGUAGAGGCUGCAAUUCAAUUUGCUAUAACUUGGAAAGGGAAAAUCGAUAUUUUAUACAAUAAUGCUGGCAUCGGGGAUAUCGGAGGAAGUAUCACCACUAUCGACAUGAAAAGGGUUUCAAAAAUAGUCGGAGUAAAUGUGAAUGGUGUUGUACAUGGGAUCAAGCAUGCUGCACGGGCAAUGAUCAAAGCAGGUACAUGUGGUUCUAUUAUAAACUCGUCAAGUACUGCUGCAAUAAUGGGAGGCCUUGGAUCACAUGCCUACACGUUAACAAAAGAGGCGAUUCUAGGAGUAACAAGAAGCUCAUCAUGCGAGUUAGGUUUGUAUGGGAUUCGUGUCAAUUGUGUUUUACCUCAUGGAGUGUUAUCAGAGAUGCUCGUGGAUGCAUAUCGUGGUUUCAAAAAAGAUGCAACAGUUGAAGAAGUGCAACAAUCUGUAAGUGAGACUGCAAGUUUAUUAAAAGGACGAUGUGGAAUGGUUGAAGAUAUUGCCCAUGCUGUGUUGUUUUUAGCUACUGAUGAGUCUGGAUUUAUAACUGGUCAUAAUCUUGUUAUCGACGGUGGCUAUACCACUUCGUCCGUCAAAAUGAGUUUCAUAUAUCGUGAUAAACAACCAGAGUCAAAUAAAAGUAGCUAG
Lactuca virosa is the source of this 1080-nucleotide messenger RNA. The record is from the annotation of a GenBank genome assembly. NCBI's taxonomy places the organism in Eukaryota, Viridiplantae, Streptophyta, Magnoliopsida, Asterales, Asteraceae.